UUUACUACAUCACACAAGAGGGAGUUGAAAACCUCCGUAUAGGGAAAUGAGUUAUUCCUUUCAUAUCACAAUCUAUUUUAAUUAAGAAUGUGGUUUUCCUCGUUCAGUGUUUAUUGUUGACAUGUGGUGAAUUUUAUAUGAUUAAUUUUUUUAUAAUAACUUGCAUAUAGUUUGAAAUAUAUAGUAUAAAUAAAAUGCCGAAAGUACGCACGCAAAAAACAACUCGUACCCAUAAAGAAGUCGCAAAACAGGGAAUUUUAUUCAAUACGAAUAUUGGACAACAUAUUCUAAAAAAUCCGCUUGUUAUUCAAAGUAUGGUUGAAAAAGCGGCAGUUAGACCAACAGAUGUUGUAUUAGAAAUAGGUCCAGGUACUGGUAAUAUGACAGUAAAAUUACUGGACAAAGCUAAAAAAGUAAUAGCAUGUGAAUUGGAUGUUCGAAUGGUAGCUGAGUUACAGAAACGUGUGCAAGGUACAAUUUAUCAGUCAAAAUUACAAAUUAUGAUAGGCGAUGUCUUGAAAACAGACUUACCAUUUUUUGAUUUAUGUGUUGCCAAUAUACCAUAUCAAAUAUCAUCACCUUUAGUAUUCAAAUUACUUUUACAUAGGCCACUGUUCAGAUGUGCCGUACUUAUGUUUCAAAGAGAGUUUGCUGAACGUUUAGUAGCUAAACCAGGAGAUAAAUUAUAUUGUCGUUUAAGUAUAAAUACUCAGUUGUUAGCACGAGUGGACUUGCUUAUGAAAGUAGGAAAAAACAAUUUUAGACCACCACCAAAAGUAGAGUCAAAUGUAGUUAGAAUAGAACCACGUAAUCCACCACCUCCAAUUAAUUACCAAGAAUGGGAUGGUUUAACACGAAUUGCAUUUGUCAGAAAAAAUAAAACUCUCUCAGCAGCAUUUAAGCAAACUACAGUCUUAACAAUGUUGGAGAAAAAUUACAAGCUUCAUUGUAGUUUGAAUAACAAGGAAAUUCCAGAGGGAUUUAAUAUCAAGGAAAUGAUAAAUGAUAUUUUACAAAUAGCAGAUGCAGAAAAUAAACGUGCAAGAACUAUGGAUAUAGAUGAUUUUAUCAGCCUUCUACAUGCGUUUAACGCGCAAGGAGUGCAUUUUACAUAAAUCAAAAUUUGAUUAAUGUAAAGAAAAUGUGUUAUGUUUUGAGAAAAUGUAAGGAAAAU
Messenger RNA from Bombus impatiens (common eastern bumble bee), 1174 nucleotides. Its product is annotated as probable dimethyladenosine transferase. Gene Ontology annotation, molecular function: rRNA (adenine-N6,N6-)-dimethyltransferase activity. The record is from RefSeq and is a predicted model, not a curated record. Lineage: Eukaryota; Metazoa; Arthropoda; Insecta; Hymenoptera; Apidae. Gene Ontology annotation, cellular component: mitochondrial matrix. Gene Ontology annotation, biological process: rRNA methylation. The transcript is spliced from 5 exons. The coding region runs from base 195 to 1115 and encodes 306 amino acids.